GAGGAAAAGAUUGUUGAGUUGAAGGAGGAGAAAAUUUCUAAUGGAGACACAAAGGUUGAGGAUUCUAUUGAGGAUCUGAAGAAGGAGGUUGAGGAGGUCAAGGAGGAGAAGGAGAAGGAGGAAGUGAAGGAAGGAGAGGAGGGGGAGAAGGGAGAAGGUGACUCCAAGGAGACCGAAGAUGAGAACAAGGAAGAGAAAAAGAAAGAUUCCCGAGCCACCAAUAUCAGGAAAAAGCUUUCUUUCAAGAAAAGCUUCAGUUUUCUCAGGAAGAAAGCUGCAAAAGAUGCUGCUGCAAAGGAGGAGAAGGUUGAGGAAGGAGAGAAGGAGGAAACUAAGGAAGAUAAGGUAGAAGAGAAGGCUGAGGAGAGUUCGCCUAAGGAGACUGAGACUGAAAGCAGCAGCAAGCCUGAAGAGAGCAGCACAGAGAAGGUGGAAGACGCCCCUGCACCACCCACAGAAGCUCCCCCAGCAGUCCCUGCCGCAGAAGAGAGCAUACCCGUUCCCGUUGCUGAAGAGAAGAUUGAGAAGGUAGAGACGGAAGAAGAGAAAGAAGAGGAGAAGGCAGAGGAAUCUCCCGAGAAGGUUGAAGAGAAGGAAGAAGAUAAAUCUGAUAAAGAAAGUGAAACAUUGGUGAAGAAAGAUGAUUCUGAAGAGUAGUAAAUAUUCAGUUAAUAGCAGGUUCAGGGGUAGAAUUAGGCCUAACAUUCUCUCAAUAAUUCGGACGGAUUCUUGCCGUCAGGAUCUCCCCUGAAACCUAAUAUUUACAAUCUUUCACCUUCUUUUGUGAUCCAGAGACUAUAUUAUUAUUUUUUUGUCAUGUUCGGACACUUCCUAGAGUCGACAAAACUUUCCCGUAUUUUUGGAAGUCUGCAAUUUUCCCAGAUUUUCGAACUUUUUUGUGGAUUUUCUGCGAGUGUUGAUCAGGCGCAGUACACUGUAAAUAAGUUGAAGAUAUCGAUAUUUGACCCAGCCUUGAUUAUUGAAUGCUGAUUUUGUUUGUUUACGAUUACGAUAGAGUAGUAGAGGUAUAUUCAAACAAUAUACUGGUGAAUAUCUGUACAUUUAGACAUUGAUGAUUUGGACUUUGUACAAAUCGUCAUUUCCUUGUAAAUUGCAUUUUGAGGAUCUCAUGUAAAACCAUUUAAAUAUUGUAAUUCCCUAUUAGGCAUUUUUUAUUGAAAAUUUGCAGUAUCGCCCUUUUAAGGUGACACGGCACUGUCCUGUAACGACCAAUGUUUUUAAAUCUCAAUAAACCAAUAAUAAAUUUUUU
Eurytemora carolleeae is the source of this 1270-nucleotide messenger RNA. RefSeq names its product DNA ligase 1. NCBI's taxonomy places the organism in Eukaryota, Metazoa, Arthropoda, Copepoda, Calanoida, Temoridae. The record is from RefSeq and is a predicted model, not a curated record.